UGCAAAUAUUGUAAAAUUCAAAAAAAAAUAAUCGAAAUGUACUUCAAAACUUCCGUUUUGGUUUUGGUCGCCGCCACCUUCGUCGCUUCGUACCCCAUGCACGGAUCCUACGGAGGAUGGGGUAGUCAAGGACAAUCUCAAUCUCAAGCCCAAGGACAAAUGAUGGGAGGCCACUACGGUGGUAUGGGACAAGGACAAGCUCAAGCUCAAUCCCAAGGACAAAUGAUGGGAGGCCACUACGGUGGUAUGGGACAAGGACAAGCUCAAGCUCAAUCCCAAGGACAAAUGAUGGGAGGCUACUACGGUGGUAUGGGACAAGCUCAAGCUCAAGCCCAAGCUCAAGCCCUUCAAGCCGCUCAAGCCGCUCAAGUCGCUCAAGCCCAAGCUCAAGCUCAAGUUCAAGCUCAAGCUCUAAAAGCCGCUCAAGCUCAAGCUCAAGCUCAAGCCCAAGCCGUUGAAGCCGCUCAAGCCCAAGCUCAAGCUCAUGCUCAAGCCGUUCAAGUCGCUCAAGCCCAAGCUCAAGCUCAAGCUCAAGCCGCUCAAGCCCAAGCUCAAGCUCAAGCCGCCCGCGUCGUCGGAAGCAGAAGAGUUGUUUCCGUUAUGAGAGGAAUGGGUGGAAUGAGCCAAUCUUUCACCUCUGGAUUCGGUGAUGGAUUUGCCACCGGUUACGGAAAAGGAGUUCAAACCGUUCAAGGAGUUGGUAGCAACGGAGUCGUUGCUUUCUACCCCUCUGUCGCCAUGGCUUUCCCCACCGUCGCUUCUGCUGGACCUUCCGUCGUUCAAGAACCCGUAGUUGAACAAGUUUACGAAGUUGUCGACGGUCCCGUCGUAUCUGGAGUUGGUGCCAUGGCCGGAGCCGCUGCCGGAGCCGGAUUUGGAGGAGUCGGAGCUGGUGCCGCUGCCGCCGCUGGUGCCGGAGGAGUUGGAGGUGGAGCUGGUGCCGCUGCCGCCGCUGGAUCUGGAGUCGGAGCUGGUGCUGCUGCCGCUGCCGCCGCCGGAGGUGUUGAAGCUGAAGAUGAAGACGAAGCCGAAGCUGAAGCCGAAGCCGAAGUCGAAGGUGAAGAAACCGUUGUUGCCGAAUCUGGUGCCGCUGCUGGUGCUGCUGCUGGUGCCGCUGCUGGAGUCGUCGGAACUGGUUUCCAUGCCGUUCCCGCCACCAUGGCUUACCUACCCGUCAUGACCGUUCCCCACGUUGCUACCGUCGCUGGAGGUCAACAACAACAACAACAACAAGGAGGAGCCGGAGGCCAACAACAACAACAACAACAACAACAAGGAGGAGCCGGAGUCGGAGGACAACAACAACAACAAGAAGGAGGAGCCGGAGGCCAACAACAACAACAACAAGGAAAAGCCGGAGUUGGAGGCCAACAACAACAACAACAAAAACAAUCCAAAAAAGUCGUUAAAACCGUAACCACCAAAGUCGUUACCACCACCAAACAAAAACAAAAACAAAAACAACAAGCCGGAGCCGGAGGUCAACAACAACAACAACAACAAGCCGGAGCCGGAGUCGGAGGUCAACAACAACAACAACAACAAGAAGGAGGAGCCGGAGGCCAACAACAACAACAACAACAACAAGGAGGAGCCGGAGGUGUUGUCGGAGGAGUAGUUCCCGUCGCUGCUGCUCCCGUUGUCGCUGCCCCCGUCUACCACGGAGGUUACACCGGAGGAUUCGGUGGUGCUGCCGCUAGUGCUGCCGCCUCUGCCGUUUCCAAAUCUGGUUCCGUCGUCUACUAAGUUCAUACUCAUUAAUUCAUAAUGUUUUUUUUUUUUUAAACUCAUAAUAAAAAUUUUAAAGCAUUAUUUUUUGAC
Molecule: messenger RNA, 1821 nt
Organism: Pediculus humanus corporis (human body louse)
Lineage: Eukaryota; Metazoa; Arthropoda; Insecta; Psocodea; Pediculidae
Exons: 1
Coding region: 37-1746 (569 amino acids)
Source: RefSeq, a predicted model, not a curated record